GAAAAUGAGGUGAUAACGAUAUUCAUGGAGUGAGGAGAGCUGGAGAACGUGUGUCAAACCAGAAAAAAUAAAUACAUGCUGGAAUAAAUACACAUUGUUUUUAUUGAGAUAGAUUACCCCGCUGCUUUCUCGAUUGUUCGAAAAAAGAAACUCCUUCCGUUUCUUCAGACUAUGUGCUCCAUUUAUAGGAAAAGUGAAUGAGAAGAAGCAGUAGGGUACUGGAUAUCAACUAAGAAGAGACGGAAAAGAUAAAUAUGGAAUGUUUACACGUGUAACCCGUCCUUGGGCGCCGCGGAACAGGACCAUGUGCAUGCUGCUCAUUGGUCUGUGGCCCACAGGUUGGACAAACCUGUUUUAAAAGGUGUUAAAAGUAACGACUGAAGACUUAUCAAGAGUCUGACCACUGUCAUAAAGCUGCAAUCAUGGUGCCUAAAGCACAAAAGAAAGGAGUUACCUUUGCAUCUAAAGACAUACAUAGCAAUAUGGAAGUCAAGAGUAAGAAUAUCAAGAAAACUGUGAAUAAGAAAGUAAAAAAGGGCAUUUUAAAAAAUGGAUUAUCCAAAAAGAAUGGAUUUGCUGUAAGUGAAGUGACUAAGGGAAAAGGCAAGAAACACCACAAGAAAUAUGAUGAUAUAGAGGAUGCAGCAGAAAGUGUGGAUAGUUUGGAUAGUGGUUUUGUUGCAGACAAUAAUUCUGAUACUUCUCUAUCAUCUGCAAAUUGGAUGAAG
Molecule: messenger RNA, 728 nt
Organism: Penaeus vannamei (Pacific white shrimp)
Lineage: Eukaryota; Metazoa; Arthropoda; Malacostraca; Decapoda; Penaeidae
Source: RefSeq, a predicted model, not a curated record